AUGUCGGGUGAAAGACGACGAAGUAGUAUCGGUGGUAAUAUGAUGCUAGUGCUGUUAUCCCUUUUAGGGGUUUGCAUCCUUUUCGGUAGCAGCGCGGAAGCCUUUGAAAAUGGUUUAAAAUUCAAACAAACCAAAUACACAGAGUGGUCAAAGAAUAUCACAUAUCAGAGCAAGACCAGCUAUAAUGCCCGCGGCAUGAAACCCCUCUAUGAGAUCAGCCACAAAGUAAUGUGGUUUUUGAUAGGCGGUGAAGAUCCUAUACCGGAUGGUUAUUUUGAGUUGAAAGAUGGUCAGGUGUUGAAGGGACCCAAAGCCGAACGCAAUGAAUGGGGCGAUUUGGUUUUGCAUUAUUGGCCCAUAUUGUUGAUUGUACUUUUGGUGGCCAUAUUGGUGGCCUCAAUGCCCAUUAUAGGUUUAUGUUUUUGCUGUUGCCGUUGCGCUGGAGCCUGUGGUGGCCGCUCAGAACCAUUUGACAAAAAACACGAUACCUGUCGACGAGUUUUUCUUGGUUUCUUGUUAAUAUUGUUGGCGACGGGUAUAUUAUUUGGUGUUAUUGUUGCAUUUGCCACCAACAGCUACAUGCAAUUUGGCAUUGAUGAUGGCACUACAGCUGUACGGGCCGGCAGUAAGGAUACACAAAAAUUCUUGUCCGUAACAUCGGAACAAUUGGAAUAUGUUUUGGUGAAUAAUUACAAACAGUUGUCGGAUCAUUUGGAAGAUAUACUAAGAACCACUUCCGAUUAUAUUAUAACAAAUCUGGAACAACAAUCCAAGGCCAUUUCCGUUAGUCGCCUAACAGAGUUCUUAGAGAAAUUACCAAGUUUGAAAAAUAAAUUACAACAAAUGAAAACAAUAACAAAUGAUUUGAGAGUCUAUGCAUCGCAGUUAAGUGAUGGUUUACGUGGUGUCAAACGUGAUUUGUUGGUCAUGUUAAACAAAUGUUCCGAUCAAUCGUGCAAAGAUGUUUUGAACCGCUAUGAAAUUGGAAAGUUAGAUGCAAAUGGCAUCCAUUAUGAUCAGCUUCCCGAUGUCAGCAUUAUCAUUGAUAAUUUGGAUCAGUUAAUAAACGAUAAUAUUGCCUCGGCUGGUGAAAAGGGUAGCAAUGCCCUAAAACAAAUGCGUUCCCAUCUCAAUAAUACCAUUGCCAGUUAUACACCACAAAUUAUUGAAUCUAUCAACAAGGCGGGCGAAGGCCUCCAAAAGGUUUCCAAUGACAUUAAAACCGAAUUGGAUAAGGUUUCCAAAAUCAUCGAUACAAAUACAAAUAAAUAUACAAAUAUAGCUGAUAAUUAUUUAGUUGAAUAUGGACCAUAUCGUUUUUAUGUGGGCAUUGCCGUAUGCUCCAUUUUGUUGUUGGUAUUGGUUUGCUUGGUGGCAGCUUUGUUAUGCGGCAUCUGUGGCAAACGUCCCGAUGGUUAUGGUGAUGAUUGUUGUAAUAAGGGCUCUGGUUCCAGAUUCCUGAUGUUUGCUGUUGCUAUUAUAUUUUUGACAAUAUCGGGUAUAACCAUAAUAGCUUUAGUACAUUUCUUAAUUGGCAUUGUGACCUAUCGUGGUGUCUGUGUACCAUUAAGAAAUCCCCAAGACGAUGCUGUAUUUGCUGAAUUUGAUAAUUUAAUUGACUUGAACGAAGUCCUCUAUCCAUCGAAAAUCAAGGGACAAGCUGCCUCCGGUUCUCUGCCACCAUUCCACAUCUCACAUGUCAUUGUGGCAUGUCAAAAGAAUCAAACAAUUUACGAAGUUCUACACAUUAACAACAUGGUCGACAUUAAUGCGAUUAAAGAAUAUCCUGCCGAUUAUAAAAUUAAUAAGACUCUUGACGAUCUCGUCAAUGGCAUCGAUUUUAACGAUAGCAACGUUGAUAUCCUAUCACCCGCCGAUAAACAACGUAUCCUUGAAUUGGGACAGUCUGCCCUGAAAGACUUUGAUUCCGAUCAAUUUGUACACAAUCUAAACGACGAUAUAACGAAACAUUCUCUAACCGAAAUCGCCCAACAACUACGUGAAACUGCCAAAAAGAUCACAAGUUCUGAUAUGAAAGAUGUUCAGAUUUCGUUGCGUAACCAGGCAUUGCAUUUAGAGACAUACGAACAGAAUUUGGUGAUACCAAUGAAAACCCAAUCGGCUGAGUUGAUAAAACUGGCCAAGGAGUUGGAUAGUACAUUGACCUAUAAAGAACAGAAAUUCCAACAAUCAAUACCGUUGUUGGUGACAGAAAUUGAACAAGCUCAAACAUUCAUUCGCAAAGAUGGUCGUAAUUUUGUAAAGUCAUCUGCGGAAACUUUCACUAAUCAUUUUGCUGGGGAAAUCGAUCGUUAUUUGAAUAUGGUCGUCAAUGCUGUGGAGAAUAAGAUUGGCAUCUGCUAUCCCAUGGCGAAUGUUUAUGAAGCUGGUAUUGUGGCGGCAUGUAAUAGUAUUAUUGAUCCACUGAAUGGUUUCUGGGCUGGCGUAUUCUGGUGUGUCCUCUUGUUCUUGCCCACAUUAAUUGUGGCCGUUAAAUUAUCUAGUUUGUAUCAAAAAUCCGAUCCCUAUCCAGGCCCCUUGGUUGAAUCGGAGUAUUUAUAUGAUGCAUACAGUGAACGUGAUCACAUUCCAUUAUCAAAUGGUCCAAAAAAUAAACGACGCAAGAACAAAGAUCGCCGACGUCGUGAUUAUUACGAAGAUCCAAUAGUUUCAACAUCGCAUGGAAUACCACCAGCUGGAGCUGGGGUACGUGAUACACGCUACAGUGAUAUGGCGCCUAAACACUGGGAUGGCGGACCACCACGUUAUCAAAACCCACCAAUGGCACCACCAGCCUCCGAAUAUGAACGCCCACCACCAUAUUAUUAUCCGGGCGCCUCAGAUCAGGACUAAGUGAUCUAUAUUGAAAUUCAGUUUUAAGCUGAUGU
Musca vetustissima is the source of this 2888-nucleotide messenger RNA. Its product is annotated as prominin-like protein. The coding region runs from base 1 to 2853 and encodes 950 amino acids. Lineage: Eukaryota; Metazoa; Arthropoda; Insecta; Diptera; Muscidae. The transcript has 15 exons. Gene Ontology annotation, cellular component: membrane. The record is from RefSeq and is a predicted model, not a curated record.